Molecule: messenger RNA, 6183 nt
Organism: Leptopilina boulardi
Lineage: Eukaryota; Metazoa; Arthropoda; Insecta; Hymenoptera; Figitidae
Gene: Pkc98E
Product: protein kinase C
Exons: 9
Coding region: 994-3171 (725 amino acids)
Biological process (GO): protein phosphorylation
Molecular function (GO): ATP binding; diacylglycerol-dependent serine/threonine kinase activity
Source: RefSeq, a predicted model, not a curated record
AAUUAUAUUCAUAUAUUUAUUAAAAUAUUAUACUUUUUGGAAAUAUUUUAUUUGAAUUUGAAAUUUUCUUAUCCAGGACGAUAUAAAUUACUAGGGUAUUUCUAUAAAAAAAUUUAAUUGCCGGCUCCAUAGGCAAUCUGAUGAUGAUGAUGAUAUUGUUUCUCCGGAGAUGGUCGAUCAACACCGAAAAGAAACCGAAGUCAUGGACUCGACAUCAUCCUUGUACGUAUGCGCGGAAUUACCUCUGUGUGUCGCGACGACCGACGAGAGCAGCGACGACCAAAUUGAACGAUUUUGUUGGAUUUUAAGAAAGAGAAAGAGAGAGAGAGAGAAAAAAAGAGAAUUAUAAUAACAAGGAAACGGAAAUACACGAAAUAGAGUGGGCAAUCGUUAUUAAUUUAUCUUUAAAAUAGACUCGAAAUUUUUAUUUUCUUGCAAAGAAAUAAUAUAAAAAUUUGUUAUACCCGAAAGAAAAAUUGUGUGUGCAUAUAUAGAUAUAUAUAUAUUUUUUUUUUUGGGUGAAGCCGCGACCUAUGGCUGUCAGGACAGCUCGCCAAGGGGACUCCAGCUUAUUAUUAAGAAGUCCUAAAUAUCAAAAAGUUUUAUUCACCGUUCAUUCGAUAUUCUCAUCAUUAUUUGCCCCUGUUUCUUGAAUGAGUCUCUAUUACUUCCGUUUUUGCCUCGAUUAUGUGUAAACCUGAGGUGAAAAGUGGAGGUGUUUAUAACUACGUACUUGGUGACAAGUGGCGGUAAAGGAAUAAACGAUAUUCGCCUCAAAAAAGAAAAAAAAAAAAAAAAAAAAGUCACCAUGACUGAUUAAUUACAAUUUUCAAUAUCAUCAAUUUCCAAUAUUAAGCAAAUUUCUCUGGAAAGAGUAUAUAUAUAUCGGAACAGGACACGACAUCUAGUCUUCAUAUAUAUCAAUACAUAUAGAUAUAUAUAUAUAUUGUCGUAUCAUAUACGGAUUUUGUAAAUAUAUUUCUUGAAAAGAAAAUGUUCACCGGAAAGAUAAAAGUGGAAAUUUGUGAGGCCUCUGGUCUUAGGGCAACUGAUAAGCAAAGAAAAUUUUGGCAGGACGAAUCGCCAAUUCUUGAUCCCUAUGUAUCAAUGGAUGUCGAUGAAAAUCCAUUGGAUCGUUCUUCCACAAAGCCAAAAACAUUUGAUCCAAUUUGGAAUGAAAGUUUUACACACGAUGUCCAGGAUGCGAUGAUGUUAAAUCUCACCGUCUUCCACAAUGCUGCCCUGCCUCCCGAUGAUUUUGUGGCUAACUGUUGCAUUCCAUUCGAGGAACUUCUUCAAAGGGAUGAUUCAACUGCUGAUUUUUGGGUCGACUUAGAACCUCAAGGGAAGCUGCGAAUUAAGAUAGAUUUACAGCGGAAUAAUCAAGGUCAACAGCCAGGAUGCGUUGCAGGCGACGGAGAUGGUAUUGGAAGUGGUGUCGUUGGCGGGACAGUUAGCGGAAAAGAGCCACGACGUGAAUUUAAGGAACGUCAGGGUUUUAAUCGUCGUCGAGGUGCAAUGCGACGAAGAGUUCAUCAAGUCAAUGGUCAUAAGUUUAUGGCCACUUUUCUUAGACAGCCAACAUUCUGCUCUCACUGCCGCGAAUUUAUAUGGGGCUUGGGCAAGCAGGGCUAUCAGUGUCAAGUUUGUACGUGUGUUGUUCAUAAAAGAUGCCACAAUUUAGUGGUAACAAAAUGUCCUGGCAUGAGAGACGAGACGAGCCAAUGUACGCAAGGAGCUCGAUUCAGUAUAGACGUUCCUCAUCGAUUUGUUGUUCACAAUUACAAACGUUUCACAUUUUGUGAUCAUUGUGGAUCACUUCUUUAUGGUUUGAUUAAGCAAGGACUACAAUGUGAAGUUUGUAGUAUGAAUGUUCAUAAGAGAUGUCAAAAAAAUGUGGCGAAUAAUUGUGGAAUUAAUACAAAAGCAAUGGCCGAGGUGCUCAGUACAAUUGGUAUAUCAGCUGAUAAACAUGUGAAAACACCGAAAAUCACUUAUAAACCAGGUGCAGGUGCACAAUCAUCAAUUUCAAGUAGCGAAUCGUCAACGCCUGAUUCACAAUUGUCAUCGAUACAAAAAGCAAAAGAUGCAACAACACCAAUUGAGGGUUCAGUAUCAGGUAGCGAGAGUGAAAUGAAAAAAGUGAAUCUUUCGGAUUUUAAUUUUAUCAAAGUACUUGGUAAAGGUAGUUUUGGUAAAGUAAUGUUAGCGGAAAAAAAGGGUAAUCCAGAUGAGGUUUAUGCUGUUAAAGUUUUGAAAAAAGAUGUCAUUAUUCAAGAUGACGAUGUUGAUUGUACAAUGACGGAAAAACGUAUAUUAGCACUCGCUGCCAAUCAUCCAUUUCUCACUGCUCUACAUAGUUGUUUUCAAACAAAAGAGAGACUUUUAUUUGUUAUGGAAUACGUCAAUGGAGGUGAUUUAAUGUUUCAAAUUCAAAGAGCAAGAAAAUUUGAAGAGAAUCGAGCACGUUUUUAUGCGGCUGAAGUUACGUUAGCGUUACAAUUUCUCCAUAGGCAUGGCGUUAUUUAUCGUGAUUUAAAAUUGGAUAAUAUUUUAUUGGAUCAAGAGGGUCAUUGUAAAUUGGCAGAUUUUGGAAUGUGUAAAGAGGGAAUUAAAGAUGGUGCAACAACAACAACAUUUUGUGGUACACCCGAUUAUAUUGCACCGGAAAUAUUACAAGAACUUGAAUAUGGAGCGAGUGUCGAUUGGUGGGCAUUGGGUGUACUUAUGUAUGAAAUGAUGGCUGGACAACCUCCAUUUGAAGCUGACAAUGAGGAUGAUUUAUUUGAAUCAAUUUUACAUGAUGAUGUACUUUAUCCAGUGUGGCUUACCAAAGAGGCUGUAUCAAUAUUAAAAGGAUUUAUGACAAAAAAUUCCGCUAAACGAUUGGGAUGCGUCACGGCAAAUGGUGGCGAGAGUGCAAUAAGAACUCAUCCAUUUUUUCAAUAUAUGGAUUGGGAAGCACUUGAGGCGCGAAAACUAAAACCACCAUUUAGACCAAAAAUUAAAAGCAAGAAGGACGCAGUGAAUUUUGAUGCUGAAUUUACGAGAGAAACACCUGAAUUAACGCCAAUUAAUACUGAUAUCGUUCCUUGUAUAAAUCAAGAAGAAUUCAAAGGUUUUUCAUUCGUGAAUAAGGACUUCAAUCCAACCAGAUUUGUGACGCAAUAAAUUGUCGUCGUCGUCGUCGUCGUUGUGGAAUUAAAAAUGAAAAGAAGAAAAGGAUUUUUUCAACAAAAAAAAAGGUACGAAAAAAUUAAAUAAUCGCCUUUUGUCUCCAAAUCAAGCUCAUUUCAUUCGCGAGCAUUUCUUGUGGAGCAAAAUAAUUCAUAAAAAGGUGAGAUUUAAAAAUUUUUUCUGAUUAUUAUCAAAGAAAAUGAAAAAUUAAUAUUAUCGCGACAAAACAAAGCCCAUCGAAUAUGUUAAAAAAAAAAAAAAAAAUCUCAAAAAAAAACCUGAUGGAGCCUUAACGCGUCAAGGUGACACUUGUCUCGCGAAAGAAAAAAAAACAUUUUUUUCUUUAACUAAAAUGUUUCCCUGUUCGUUGUUUACAAUGAGAAUUUAGGAGUUAAAUACAAUUGUUAUUAUUAAACAGAUAAAAAAAAAAAAUAGUGCAAAUUCUCGCACAAAAUUGGAUAUAUAAAAAAAAACCAUUAGAAGGAAAAACGAGAGAUUUUAUACCUGAAACGCGAUUUUUUCAAAGUAUUUUUGCGAAUCUGUCGUGAAAUCGGAUUUAAUUUAAUUUGGUUUUUUUUUUCUGAGAAGUGUGGCGUCCUUAGAUAAUACUCAAUGAAAAGAAAAAAAAAGGCGACAGUCAAUCGCUGGGCGAUUACAACGAAACUCGCAAAAAAAAAAAAAAAAAUUCUGAAAAGAAAAUUCGCUUUCUUACAGAUUCGCAUUUUUUCUUUUUAUUUUCAUACACGGGUCAAAACUGUGUAAAAAUGCUUCGAGUAAUUCGAAGUUAGAUUAAAAACAAUUUAGGACUAGUUAAAACUAGAAAUUUCGAUAAACGCGCAAAUUUUUUUUUUUUUUUUUUUUUUUUUUCGAAAGAGCUAAUUCCAAUCUUUCGCAGUGAGAAUAGGAUACAAUUUUCUCGAAAGAUUGAAAAAUGGAAAAAACCUGAAGUUAAUAUUAUUAUAUAUAUAUUAAAAAAAAGCGUCGCAAGGACCACAGGUGGUCUCUAUCAGAGAAUCUAUAUAUAAAUUAUAUAUAUAUAUAUAUAUAUAGAACAAUUAUAUUUAAAUUAUUUUAGCAUACGCCUAAAUAAAGCAUAAUCAAGAGGCAAUUAACCGUUUUGGUUAAAUUCAAAUCUAGUGUUUAAGAUUGCAUAUUAUUUGUUUUAAAACAAAAGUCGCACCUUCCCUUUGAUUUAAUUCAAAAAAAAAAAAAAAAAUUAUAUAUUAUAAGCGUUGUCUCUAGUUAAAUGUAUUAUGGCUUUUAUUGCAAUCUUAUAAUACUAUAAUACCAAAUGUUAAUCAGCGCACGUGCGGAGACGUCCAGUGUCCAGAUUUUGACCAAACGAUUUUUUGUUAUUACAUUAUAAGAGACAAACUCCACUUCCAUUAAUUAUUUAAAAAAAAAAAAAAAAUCUCAGUUUCUAGUCUUACCAGUGAGGCGUUCGCGCACGUUCGCACAUAUUUACUUAAAAAAAUAAAAAAAAACGUCGAAAAUAAGAUACAAAAAAAAAUAAUUUUAAUUUCUAGAAUAAUUCCUAAGAUUGAAAGAAUUAUUCGAGAUAUUCUAUUUGAGAAAGAAUAUUCUUGAGAGGAAAAUCUUUUUGCCCUUAAAACACGAGAAAAUAUUUCAGGGAUUGUGUAUUUAAAAUAAUAAUUAUUUAUUUCAAUUAGAAAAAUAUUUUUAAUCAUUUUUCUUACAAAUUUAGCAAAUUUUUUUUUUUCUAAUUUUCCGAUAUGGAAAUUUAAUUAUUUAACAAAAAAAAAAUGAAAUGAGUCCCUGAUAUUUCUAUUAAAGUAGCACAUAUUUAAAGACAAAAAGAUUCAUUUCGCUUAAAUCUCAAAAAAAAAUUUUUAUUCUAACAAGGGAUUUGUCUUUGUAAAUUAAAUUAACGUAUAGUAGUACAAAACGUCUCAAAAAAAAAAAAAUAUAUAUAUAUAUAUUUCCCAAAGACUCUCGUGUGGCAUGAAAAAAAAAAAUCCCCUUCCUCCCAAAAAAUGGUAUAAACACGUGACGAGUCAAAAAAAAAAAAAAAAUGUGGAAAUAAAUAUUACGAGUGCAACAAAACAAAAACCAAAAAAAACAAAAAAAAAAUCGAUGUCGUGAAUCGUUGUCAUUUAGCUAUUCUCAAAUAUUAAUUUAGUGUUCAAAGGCGUCCAUAGUUUAACUGUCAUUCGAGGUCUUCCUUAAAUUUCAAUCAAAUAAUUUGAAAUUCGGGAUUGUGCCUUUCGAAUUUUCUCGACUUGACAGAAAUUCAAAAAUGAUUCGACACGAAGAAUUUUUUAUUGAAAAAAAAAAAAAUUAUAAUUCAAUCCAAAGAAUAUAAAUAAAAAUUAUAAAAACCCAAUUAUUGAAUAAUAAUUUAAAAAAAAAUUCAUUUCGAAUCAUUUUUGAAAAUCGAUAAUUUUUUUUUUUUUGGCAAAAAUACUUUCUGCGUUUGAAAGUAUAUGUAUGUAAAUUUCUCAAAAAAAAAAUAUUUUCAAAUUGAUGAAAAUAAUAAUAAUAGUACCUCUUCUCUUCUCGGUGCUCUUUCUUUUUUUUCUGUUCAUCGAGAGAACCGUCUAGUCGAUUAAAAUAAGUUUUCUCAUACACAUAGAAUAAUUUGGAUUUUCAUGAAUCCAAAAAAAAAAUACAAUUAAAAAAAGAAAAAAAAAUAUUAAGAAACAUAUUUCUGAAAAUUUUUCUUCGUUAAAUAGAUUUAGUGUUUCUAUAUUUUCUUUUUGGAAAAAUUCAAGGAAAAGCGCAAUUUUUUUGAAUAAAUUUGUAAAAAUUCCUUUUUUUUUAUCAAUUUUUAUUUGUGAUUUUUUUCAACGAGAUCUGAUUUUUUUUUUUUGGUCGUGACGUAGAUUUAAAAAAAAAACCAAAUAUUUUAGAGAGAUAAGUUGAUUUUUAGAAAAAUUUCACUCGACUUAAUGGUCUCUCUCACUCACUCUCUAUCUCUCAGUGAUUAUCUCCAUUGCCUUUGCGGAGUCCUCAAAAAAGAAAGCAAAAAAAAAAAAAAAAAAAUAA